This is a messenger RNA of Prunus mume (Japanese apricot), 1485 nucleotides long. The record is from RefSeq and is a predicted model, not a curated record. NCBI's taxonomy places the organism in Eukaryota, Viridiplantae, Streptophyta, Magnoliopsida, Rosales, Rosaceae.
AUGGCACCACAUUCGGCAUCUGUAGAUUCACCUUCAGCCGACAAUACGUUCGAUCAAAACAACCCUCACUGGACAUUAUACGUGCACGGCUCAUCCAAUCGGCAGGGCAGCGGCGCAGGCCUAGUCCUCAAGACUCCGAACGACACCAUAAUCGAAUAUGCUAUCCGCUUCCAAUUUCGUGCUUCCAACAACGAGGCCGAAUACGAGGCGCUCCUAGCAGGCCUUCAGCUUGCCCAAAGCUCGGGUGCCGAACAGCUGAUGAUAUGUAGCGACUCCCAACUCGUCGUCAACCAAGUGAUCACCGAAUUCGCAGCAAAAGAGGAAUCCAUAGCUGCCUAUCUCGCGCAGACCUGCCGGUUGCUCAAACAGUUCAAAACCUAUUACAUCCGCCAGGUCCCUAGAUCUGAGAACAGCCACGCCGAUGCUCUCUCUAGGCUCGCUUCGGCAAUCGACGACCGUAUCGGACGCCACGUCCCCAUAGAAGUUCUCGCUCAGCGGAGCACGGCCGAAGCCGAUGUCAACACCGUCCGUCAGGACCUUAGUUGGAUGGACCCGAUCCACGCCUACCUCACCAACGGCACCCUACCAACUGACAAAGCCGAAGCAAAGGCAGUACGACGACGAUCGGCUCGCUACCUUCUGUUGCAAGGCAUCGUCUAUCGGCGCAACUACUCCCUGCCGUUGCUAAGAUGUGUUACACCACAACAAGGAGACUACUCCUUGGCCUUCAAGGCCGUUUGGCAAGGCUAUUAUUGGCCAACUCUCCACGAUGACGCCACCCAGAUUGUGCAAAGGUGCAAUCUGUGCCAACGUUUCGGAUCUGUAUUGAAAGUCCCUACCGAACCACUCAAUCCGAUGACUAGCCCGUGGCCAUUCGCCCAAUGGGGACUCGAUCUCAUCGACCCCUUGUCGCAGGGCACAGGUCAGCUUAAGUUCGCGGUCGUGGCCGUUGAUUACUUCACCAAAUGGACUGAGGCCGAAGCCCUCGCAACAAUAACGACAGCCAAGAUCGAACACUUUGUAUGGAGAAACAUCGUAUGCCGAUUCGACCUACCAAACGCCACCGUAACGGACAACGGCAAGCAAUUCGACUGCUCAGGGUUUCAGCAUCUCUGCUCCCGUUUCAACAUCAGAAUCUUCUUUACAUCACCGACACAUCCACAAUCCAAUCGGCAGGUAGAAGCCAUCAACAAGAUCAUCAAGAAAACAUUGAAGAAGAAGCUGGGAGUCGCCAAGGGCAAUUGGCCUGCCAUACUACCAGAAGCACUAUGGGCCAUCAAUACCUCCUACCGAAGGUCAACUGGUGAGACACCGUUCUCCUUAGCCUUCGGUACUGAAGCUAUCGUACCGGUGGAAGUACAUGCGCCCACGUGCCGAAUAGCAUCCUAUGACCCUCAACAGAACGAACAGCAGCUCGCCCUUAACCUGGAUCUCAAUGACGAACACCGAUCUCAAGCACAGCUCUGGAAUGCCACUUACAAAUAA